Molecule: messenger RNA, 275 nt
Organism: Ambispora gerdemannii
Lineage: Eukaryota; Fungi; Glomeromycota; Glomeromycetes; Archaeosporales; Ambisporaceae
Source: the annotation of a GenBank genome assembly
AUACGUUUACUAUUUCUGGAACACUAAAGCAAGAUAUCACUGAUGACAUCAACCUUUAUAUUGGAUUUACUGAUGAGCAUGGAAAUAUAGAUAAUGAUAUAGUGGACAUUUGUAAAGAAGUUGCAUGUCCAAUUAUAGCUGGAACUUUAUAUAAAACAAUACAGGAUGUUUAUGUACCAAAAUUACGUGGAACAUCUUAUAUUGUAGUUGGAAUUGCAACUGAAAGUACUGAUGUACUAGCCUGUUCUGUUUAUACUACUUAUAUUUAUUUUUGA